AUGGCCACCAAUCUCAGCAACCUCCAGCGAGUCGCUCUCGUCCACAACACGGCCCUAUCCCGGGUCGGCAUCAAGCACUAUGCCCAUGCUUUGAUGAAGUACAACAUCACGCCGACCGCCCCCGGCCCUUUCCAGGUUUUCAAGGAAAUUGAGGAGAUUGAGUCGAGCACCGCCAAGCCAGCCGUGAUUCAACAACUCCAACAUUCUCUUGGUAUCAAGAAGCAGACUCAUACCCACCACAUCCUCUGCAAGAGCAACGCAACAGGUCAGACCGGCCGUGUCACGGCUCAAGAUGUAGAUCAGGGAUCCGAGUAUCUCGCUCCUGUCACCAUUGGCACGCCAGGCAAGACCUUCAAUCUGGACUUUGACACCGGAUCUGCUGAUCUGUGGGUCUUUGGUUCGAAGCUCUCCACGGAUCAGAGAGGCACACAUACCAUCUUCGACGCCGCUGGCAGUUCAUCGUAUAUCCCAAUGGAUGGGAGUACAUGGAGCAUCACCUACGGAGAUCAGAGCAGCGCCAGCGGCACCGUAGGAACUGACACUAUCGUCCUCGGCGGCCUCACCGUCCACAACCAAGCCAUCGAGUCUGCCGACAAGACCUCCUCCGAGUUCACUCAGCAAUCCAGCGACGGCCUGCUAGGCCUAGCCUACAGCAGCAUCAACACUGUGCAGCCAACCUCAGUAGCGACCCCUGUCGAGAACAUGAUUGCCCAGAAGGACAUCUCUGGCGCUUCUCAGCUGUUCACCGCCUGGUUUGAGCCGCCGACGGGCAAUAGCUGGUACUCAUUCGGCUACAUUGGUAUGAAAAUCUCGCAUGGAUGUUACCACAUUUUCCCAUCCACCGUCGCCACGGUGGGCGGCAAGACCGUCGAUCUUGGGAAGGACAACACCUGUAUCGCUGACACGGGAACAACCCUCACCCUCCUUGCCGACCAGGCCUGCAAAGAAAUCUACUCCUACAUCCCCGGCGCUCAUCUCGACCCAUCACAAGGCUGGAUCUUCCCGUCCUCCACGUCACCCUCCUCACUUCCCGCCAUCUGCUUCGCCGUAGGCGACCACCUCUUCCAAAUGGCACCGUCAGAUCUCGCGUUUGAAGAGCUUUCAGGUGGAAUGACAUUCGGCGGCAUCCAAUCCAACGGCAAUCUUGGCCUUGCGAUACUCGGAGACACUUUCAUUCGAGGCAUCUACGCCAUUUUCGACCAGGGAAGUAAUCGCUUUGGUGCCGUUCAACGCCCUGUAGGCAAUUCUGGCCAGGGUAUGUCGAGUGGGAUCCCUAUCACGAGCGCCGCUACUUCGACGAACGACGAAGCCAGCCACGGCCACCACGGCCACCAUGAUCACCCAGUCCACGAUGACGAUCACACGUCAGGAUUACACGAGCAUCACGGCCACGAGAGGCUACUCGAGCACCCUGCUCCUCAGCAUGACAACCAAGACAAAGACAAGCACUGGUAUGAUGCCCUGCUUCACCACCCAAAACUCGACAAGCAGCAUGAUCCCACCAGCGACUAUUCGAGUCGUAGCUCUGGAUAG
Recurvomyces mirabilis is the source of this 1533-nucleotide messenger RNA. RefSeq lists its product as uncharacterized. The coding region runs from base 1 to 1533 and encodes 510 amino acids. The transcript has 6 exons. The record is from RefSeq and is a predicted model, not a curated record. Lineage: Eukaryota; Fungi; Ascomycota; Dothideomycetes; Mycosphaerellales; Teratosphaeriaceae. Gene Ontology annotation, biological process: proteolysis. Gene Ontology annotation, molecular function: aspartic-type endopeptidase activity.